AUGCAAUUUAUGUAAUUCUAUGAGUUGAGAGGUAACUAUACUUUUUUUAUAAUUAAAAAGGAUAAAAGGAAAAAUAGCUAAUGAUUUAAUUUUUUUUCCUCAUACUGAAUAAAUAAACAAGAAAGCAAAGAAAGCUAAGACAAUAGAUAGAUAAAGUAUGGGAAUUGAAAAGGUUCUAAAUUGUAUUCUUAGCUUUUAUUUAUUUAUUAGAGAUCUAAAGUUCCUUUUAAUAAAUAUCAUAUGUACUCUGGAGCUUUUUAAAUAGAUGCAAAGUUUCAAUAUUUUUCAAGCAUUUUAUUAUAAAAGUUAAUAUAACAUUAGCUUUAAAAUCUUUAUUAAUGA
Paramecium octaurelia is the source of this 342-nucleotide messenger RNA. Lineage: Eukaryota; Ciliophora; Oligohymenophorea; Peniculida; Parameciidae. The record is from the annotation of a GenBank genome assembly.